GGGUUAUGUUUGCCCAUGAUAAAGUUUUGUACUCCCGUUGUGUGCAUGAGCGACAGAAUGCAAUUGAAAUCGAAAAGUGGCUGGCUGCACUUGGGCAUUUUCAGCUAUGUGUGUGUGUGUUAUUAGACAAGAAAUCGAGAAAUUCGUAGAGUGAAUUCAAAGUUCCAUUGUGCAAUGAUGCACAAUGUAUUCGCUGUUAUAAAAUAUGUAUUAAUUUCCGGUAUCUGUUUUGAAUAAGUCAAAAUUGUUUCGCGAAUGUGUACACGUCUAAUAAAGCGUCAUGGCGGCGUUAUGUCAUGUCAGAAAUCUAUGUAGGCUGGAACAAGUAUGGCUGAAGAACCUAAAAAAUUCUAACCAGAAAGAUGUGCACUGCUGAUCCAUGAAACCAACCUGUUUUACAUCUUUGUAAAAGAAUUGCGGAGGAGCACUCUAAGGAAUCAGUAUUGUGUACAACGAUAGAGAAUACCAAGGCCUUUAGUGCCCUAUUUAAAUUAUCGACAGAAAUCUGAAUAAUUCAAACGCUUUUGAGACAAAAAUAAGAUAUCAAAAUGUUUAAUUUCCAUAAACCACGAACCUAUCGUUCGGCGGAAGGAUGCUGCAUAUGUCGUGCCAAAUCGAGUAGUUCACGUUUUACUGAUUCUAGAAAAUAUGAACGCGAUACAAUGCAAUGUUUUGAUCUCAAAUAUCCCAGGCAAGGCGAAAUUUGCAACGCCUGUGUGUUGCUGGUAAAACGUUAUAAGCGUUUACCAGUGGGCAGCAAACGGAACUGGAGCCAUGUCGUUGAUGCUCGCGCUGGUCCGGGCAGUAGUAAAAUCCAAACAAAAUACAAAGGCGAACGCACAAGUUCUCGCUCGCAUUCAACGUCCAACAGUGCAACGACCUGCCCGCCAUCGUCUUCGUCUUGUAUAAGUAAUACGAGCGCAUGCAGCAGUCCCAACAUUAUUGCCAAUGGUCACCCCAUGUCGUUUUUACCAGAAAAAUUCUCCAAAAUAUUUAAAAAGUCGAAAAAAAUUAAGGAAUCUUCUUCCACAUCAUCGCUAUCCUCUAAUUCGUCAACAUCUUCGUCAUCGGCCAAACGUAAAUCAUCAAACAACGGUUGGUCGCACACUGGAAAUGGUGUAAAUUUAAAUUCUCUGCCUACAACACCAGAUUCGCUAGAUAGUGACUAUGAAGAUUCUCGUAUAAAUGGUUCGUCGAGUUUGGGAACAGUGGUGCAUUUUCAAACACAAACACGAGCUUCUGCUUUUAGGGCUCAAGCAGCUGCAGAGGCUCGCAAAAGAGUGUUGAAAUUGGGCAGCAAGAGGCGAAAAUUAUUGAAACCCCGAAAAAAUCGACGCUUAACUUCGCAUGAGGAGUCAGUGCAAUUCUACGAUGAUGAGGAGUGGAGGGAAAAAAAGUCAUGUUGUGGUUUGUUUUACGAAUGUCCUACAUUAAGCGGUGCCAUAUUAUUGGAUGUGGCGAAUUAUAAACCAUGCGAUAAACACAUUUCCCUAAAAUGCCCAAGAGCGGCGGAAGAGUCAACUGGCAAUGAUGCCAAGGAAAAUAUGUCAGCGAAUGCAGCCACGCCGAAGCCCCUGCUCCACAGUAUACCAGUCGUGGUGCAACUACAACCUUCUGCGCAAACAUCAUCAAUGAUGCACAGUGCAUCCUCACCCUGCGUAUCUGCAGUUACCAAUGUCCCCAUGUCAACGCCGCCACCUACGGCCUUAACUAUUACCAAAUCAACACCAGUGCUUAAGAAACACCAUUUAUUCUUUAAAAGACAAUCGGAAAGUUUUCCUCAAGGUGACAUGGUCACAACAUCAACAUCAACAGCAACAUCAAAUUAUUAUUCUUCUAAUAAUAGUGUUAGUAAUACUAAGACUGAGUCUGAUUACAAUAACCAUCAUCAUUCGGCUGCAGAGCAGCAACAGCAGCAGCAUCAUACUCUUGCACAACAGUAUCCAAAUCUUCAAAGUACAACAAACAUUUUUCAACGACGCAAUGAACAUGCCAACACAUCAACAGCCUCAUCAAAUGGCAGCUCCAUAACGUCCUCGGUGGCAACUGCCCUGAGCAUUUCGGUGUCCACAGUGGCGGCAUCCAUGCCCACAUCAGCAUCACCAUCGCCAUUAUUUACAUCCAUGCCACAAAUGCCUAAACAUUCCCUAGCCAAGGUUACUACCAUAUCGCCUCCCCAUACCGCCGCAACAAUGCCGCCACAAAACAAGUCGGGCUUUUUGCAUAAAAUUAAGGCAGAUACUGGUAAAAUUGUUAAACAUUCGCUGGAUAAAUUCAACACAGCUGUUCGUUUAAAGACAAGUGACUUGAAUGAUAUGAAACCAAUAAUAAAAACUAUCGAUAAAUCUCUAAUCGCUGCAAAACCACCAACAAUGGCCAACAUUCAGAGUUUGAAUGUAACCCCUGCAACAACUGCAACUCCAUAUCACACUUUGUCGUCAUACAACUCCGUGGCGCAACCAACACUAACCACAGCGUCCCUCUCGGCAGCAUCACCAACAUCAUCAACAUCGUCGACCAAAUUCAGUGAUAAUUCGUCUGAUUCAGGCUUUGAUGAAAAUAUGCUCUUAGAUCGCAAGUCCGCGAGUCCAUUGCAGGAAGACUGCGAAAAGAAGUUGCUCAGUCGCCAUGGCGUACAAACAAUGUUUUUGGCUAGUGGUGUUCAAAUUCAGGGACAACCACAAAAUUUGGUUUUAACCGGCAAUGAAGUGGCGGCCAAAAUUUUACAAAAUCGCAAAUACAGUUCAAUACCACCCAUUUCACCAGUUCCAGUAUCGUCAAAUGCACGCAUAUUAGCCACAAACCAUCCCACAACAACGGCCGUUAAAAUUGCCCAAAUAUCAACUGGAAAUGGGGGCGGCAUAGGUGCCUUACCCCUAACAUCUACAUCCCUGUCGCAUUCUUCAUCUGUGAUGAGUUCAGCGGCAGCUCAAGCAAAAAUGCGUGCAAUCUAUAACAAUAGCAAUACCAUACAACAUGAAAAUGGAAUAACCACCAUUGUGCCAGCGUCAUCGCUGGCAGCCUCAACACAAUUGGCUGCUAUGCAAAAUAUAAAUAUAGCUCCCAGUACGGUGACCAUAACACCAGCACCGACAACCACACAAUUUAAUGGUCAAAAUAUAAUAUCGAGAAAACUCACAGCGGCCAGUAUAAUUAAUUUACAAAGCAAUAAUCCAAGCAAUACAACUCAACAUCUCAGCAACAGUGGCAAUAAUUUGAGUUCAUCAACAGCGACAAAUCAAAAAAUUAUACUACUAAAAACUUCACCUACCAACAGCCAUGCAAUUUCGACAUCGUCCACGGCAGGCGGGUCCAAAUUUAGUACAACAGCAAGCGGCGGAGGUGCUCGUUGAGUUGUUGUUAUAUCUUAAUAUUAGCAUAGGAGAUACAGAGUAUGAUAAUAAGUGUGUAGAUUUGUUUCGUAGUACAUAUAUCCAUGAGAAUUGCCAAUAAUUUGGCAAUUAUGGUGCGAAUGACGAAAUUUUAAAUGCCUAGAGUUGUUUCCUUUGGAAAUCCCAUCACCCGAUGUUAUGUAGAGAUUAAGAUGGGAGACCCUCAUUAUUAAGAAUUGGCUUUAUAAUGCCACCUACCCAAGAACCCCACCUCUACCUACUUUAUUCCUAGAGACCUUAAUUAAUUUAUUCCAUUUUCUUUUACGUUUCCAUGCCUCUUGCGAGGUUGUUCCCUUAUUUGUUUUAUCAAUUUUCAUGAAAAAAACAAUCAUUAUUCUGUCUUGAGUUUGUGCAUACUUACUUUCUCACUCCCAAAUACUCAGUAAAAAUAUAUUUUUUAAAAUGAUUGAUUUCCCAAAUAAAAAUGUUUUGUUUCUUUUUUCUCUCGGUCGAAUCCAGUUUCAAAAACAACGUUGUUUAUUUACACAUAAAGAAAUAUAUAUUUUUUUUAAAUUAGACGAUAUGAUGAUAUACUGAUAAUCAAUAAUUGGUGGCCUCUCCUAAGACAUAUAUAUGUUUAGUAUGUAUACAUAUAUGUAAAGUAAAAGAAUUUUUUAAAUACCAAAAAAUCGGAAAUUUACUUUAAAAAUCUCGUUUGCCUUUCUAAAAGAAGCUUAUCCAUAUGUAUGUACACAUGCAUAUGUUUUUUUUUUCGUUUAAGGAUUUUUAUACUUUACCUCCUCUCCUCUUUAGUUACAAUAUUAAGCAAAAAAAAAAACAAAAACAAAAACAAAAAAUCAUUUCCUUAAUAUCUUUGUUUGUACAUAUAUAUGCAUAUAUAGUAUAGAGGAAACACAGUUUUAGAUUUAUAUCAGACAGAGAAGUUUCACCACAUAUAAUUUGGUUCUUGUAAAUAUUAUACAUUUAUGCUCUAAUCUUAUGUCGUUUUUUAUUUUUUGUUUUCAUAUGUAUUUUAGAAUUUUUUCGAUAUAAGUUUUUUAAGAA
Messenger RNA from Stomoxys calcitrans (stable fly), 4397 nucleotides. Its product is annotated as platelet binding protein GspB. The transcript has 5 exons. NCBI's taxonomy places the organism in Eukaryota, Metazoa, Arthropoda, Insecta, Diptera, Muscidae. Gene Ontology annotation, biological process: negative regulation of cell migration. The record is from RefSeq and is a predicted model, not a curated record. Bases 549 to 3353 code for a protein of 934 amino acids.